Recurvomyces mirabilis is the source of this 567-nucleotide messenger RNA. RefSeq names its product phosphatidylinositol transfer protein csr1. The coding region runs from base 1 to 567 and encodes 188 amino acids. NCBI's taxonomy places the organism in Eukaryota, Fungi, Ascomycota, Dothideomycetes, Mycosphaerellales, Teratosphaeriaceae. Gene Ontology annotation, molecular function: peptidyl-prolyl cis-trans isomerase activity. The record is from RefSeq and is a predicted model, not a curated record. The transcript has 3 exons. Gene Ontology annotation, biological process: protein folding; protein peptidyl-prolyl isomerization.
AUGGUCAAGAAGGUGUAUUUCGAUGUUACCUGGACUGGGCCGGAGGUCACGGUGGAUAGCAAUGGCAAGCCGACUAACACGGACAAGAGCAGUGCUUCCCGCUCUGGCCGUAUCAACUUCGAGCUCUUCGACGAUGUCGUCCCCAAGACCGCCGAGAACUUCCGCCAGCUCUGCACGGGCGAGCCCGGCUUCGGCUACAAGGGCAGCAAGUUCCACCGUGUGAUCCCAGAGUUCAUGCUCCAGGGUGGUGAUUUCACUCGUGGUAACGGCACGGGCGGCAAAUCCAUCUACGGCGAAAAGUUCGCCGACGAGAACUUCAAGCUCACCCACGACAAGCCUUUCCUCCUCUCCAUGGCCAACGCCGGCCCCAACACCAACGGCUCCCAGUUCUUCAUCACCACCGUUGUCACCUCCUGGCUCGAUGGCCGCCACGUCGUCUUCGGCCGUGUGCCAGCCGGCGACACCAAGUCCAUGGGUGUGGUCAAGAGCAUUGAGGCAUGCGGUAGCAGCAGUGGUGGCAUCAAGGGGAACACCCCUCCUGCUAUUACUGGUAGUGGUGAGGCUUAG